CAAGACAGUUCAGGAUGUUUUACCUUAUUUGUAACAUUACUGAUCUAAAGUGCUGUAUUUAUAUUGGUAUAAUUCCCUUUUAGGUCUUCCUCUCCACCUUGGAGAGUAGUCAUGAGAAGCUUUGAAGCUUUUGAGAAUCUGAGAUCCACUUCUCUCAAGGAAUGUCAUGUGUGUGCAAAAAAACUAGGGGAGUCUUGGUAAGAAGGAAAUAGUUCCAAAACACUACCUGCCAGAGAGGAGACAACUGCAAAACCCACUGUAUCUUCCCAGUUCAUCAUUCUUCCAGAAAGUGAAUACAGGCUUGGACUUCUGUUGUUUUUGGUGCACUGGUUUGUGUUUCCUUUAAAGUUACUUUAUAUAUUAAAUCACUUUAUUUAGGAAAACUUUGCCUUGACAGGCAAACAACUUAGAAGUUACCACAAGAGAAAUCCAGUGCAGGCUUCUGCUAGAGGUGUUAAACCCUGUGUGUCAGAGGCCUGAACAGGGAGUGUCUCAUGGGAUGGAGUUCUGAAUGAGCAUCAACAACCUCUAAGAAGAAUCAAUGAGAAGAGAUGGGGAGAGGAACGGCAAAGUGAAAUUCUAAGAUGCUGCGAGGAACUUUGAUCCCUUUCCUCACAUCCCUUUCCCUGCGUAGAAAUGGAAAAGGCACCCUGCUCCCUCCGGUGCGGAGCGGCUAGCGUGGGAAAGCAGACCCUGGCAGCUGAACGAGGAUGUGAUACUUGAAGAACCUUCUGCUCACUUUGUACAUGAGGGAUGGAAAUCUCCAAAAUACUCGGGCUCCUGGUAGAGCUCUCAAGUCUGCUAUUCUGUCUCAGAUGUGUGGAGGCUUUCCUGGGAUCCAAGCCCAACCAAAACCAUUUGCAGAGUGCAGCGCCCAGCAUCUGUGCUGUGGGACCUCUCGGGUACUACAAUGGCUCACUGGCGGUCACCGAGGCCGGGGCAGAGUGUCUCAACUGGGCAGAGUUCCCUGAUUAUGUUCAGCAGUACCCAAACCGUGGCCUGGGGGACCACAACUUCUGCAGGAACCCAGACGGGGGAACAACGCCCUGGUGCUUCUACAGGCUUGUGUCAGGGGCCAUUGGCUGGGCCAACUGUGACUGUAACCAAGGUGCUGUGCGGUUGGCUGAAGACAGUAGUGUGGAGCUGUACUUCAAUGGACUCUGGGGUACCAUCUGUGCUGACCACUGGACUGACUGGGAUGCCAGUGUUGUCUGCAGGCAACUAGGUCUCAGUGAGAUCGGCACAGCUGGGAAGAAGAGUCAUUCCAGACCAUGGCCUGUUCCCCUGCACCUGCAGUCAGCAAACUGCCAUGGAGAUGAGGAAGCCCUGCUGCAGUGUGGCUAUCAGGAAGCUCUGUCAGGAGCUUGUAACCAGGGGAGUGCCGUGGUAACUUGUGUUCCUCCAGAAGGUGUAGGUGCCCCACUUCGUAUAGUUGGGGGGAAGGAGAGCUUUGAAGGGCGAGUGGAAGUUUACCAUGAUGGCAAGUGGGGAACCAUCUGUGAUGAUCAGUGGGACGACCGGGAUGCUGAAGUAGUCUGUAGACAGCUGGGACUCAGUGGGACCCCAAAAGCCUUGUCAUGGGCUCACUAUGGGCAGGGAUCUGGCCCAAUCCUGCUGGAUGAAGUGCAGUGCUCAGGGAAUGAACUGUCCCUUGAUCAGUGCAAGAAGAGUGACUGGGGACAGCAAAACUGUGACCACAUUGAAGAUGCUGGGGUGUCCUGUGACCCUUUCACAGAGGGCACGGUCCGGCUGGCUGGCGGCCGCAGCCCCAGCGAAGGCAGGGUGGAAGUUUACUACAAUGGAGACUGGGGCACAGUGUGCGACGAUGGCUGGACAGACCUCGGUGCCCAAGUGGUCUGCAGGCAGUUGGGCUUCAGUGGUCCUGCUGCCCUGGCCUCUGAAGGAGACUAUGCUGCUGGCCAAGGCUUCAUCUUACUGGAUGAUGUGGCAUGUAUGGGGACAGAGCUGUCUCUCCUGGACUGUCCCCACAGCAACUGGGGGCAGCAUGACUGCUCCCAUGUUGAGGAUCUGGGAGUCCGCUGUUCCCCAGAAAGCAACACGGUCAUGGAUGGCAGCCUGGGGCCUCCUGUGCGGCUGGUGGAUGGAGAAAGCACCAAGGAGGGCCGGGUUGAGGUACUGCUGAAUGGGCAGUGGGGCAGUGUCUGUGAUGAUGACUGGACAGACAGAGAUGCCACUGUGGUUUGCAGGCAACUGGGAUUCAGUGGUACAGCAAAAGCCAGGGCAAUGGCUUAUUUUGGUGAAGGCCAUGGGCCCAUCCAUCUGGACAACGUAGAAUGCAAUGGCAUGGAGCAUACCCUGGGGCAAUGUGCCAUGCCUGACACCAGGAUUCACAGCUGCUGGCACAGUGAGGAUGCUGGGGUGAUCUGUGACUAUGUGGAAGAAAAGGUCCAAGAUAUCAGGAGAACAGGUCCAGAGUCUGGUGUGUGUGGGAUGCGCCUGCUUCACCAUCGCAAGAAAAGGAUCAUAGGUGGAAACAAGUCUCUGAGAGGCAGCUGGCCAUGGCAGGCCUCACUGCGGCUGAAGGGUUUUCGUCGAGAUACUCGUCUGCUGUGUGGAGCAACACUGAUCAGCAGCUGCUGGGUGGUGACUGCAGCCCACUGCUUCAAAAGGUUUGGUGUUGAUGUGCGGCGCUACCUCCUGCGGGUGGGCGAUUACCACACAGGUGUGAAGGAUGAGUUUGAGAGGGAGCUGCCUGUGGAGCGGAUUGUCCUCCACAGGAACUAUUGGGCUGGCAGCAAUGAUAAUGACAUAGCUCUGGUCCGGAUGCGGGGCAGAGAAGGGCACUGUCUCUCCUUCAAUCACCAUGUUCUGCCCAUCUGCCUGCCUGACAGGAGAGAGAGGUCUGACAUCAACAGGCAAGCCUGCAUCAUCUCUGGCUGGGGAGACACAGGGAAAUCCUAUUCCAGAACCCUGCUGCAGGGGGUGGUGCCCCUUCUCCCACGGGAAGACUGUGAGGCCCGUUACGGGCGGAAGUUCACCAACCGCAUGAUUUGUGCUGGGAACCUCUCUGAAGAUAAACGGGUGGACAGCUGUCAGGGUGACAGUGGAGGGCCACUCAUGUGUCAGAGAUCAAAUGGACGCUGGAUCAUUUUGGGCAUCACUUCCUGGGGGUAUGGCUGUGGUCGGAAGGAUUCACCCGGUGUGUACACAAAGGUCAGCAAAUUCGUACCCUGGAUCAAGAGAGUGACCAAGCUAAAAUGAAAAUGACUGAGCCUUUGGAAUUUCAGCAUAUGGUCCUUUUGCCCUGCAGUAGCAGAAGGCCGUGGCUUCUGGCCUUUGACUGAUGGAGAUUUAUUUGUCAUUGGACACUGGCAAAAGAACUGGAAGGAAAACAGUUAUGACCGAUUCUUUAAAGUCUUUGGUUUCACUUUAGUCUGUAAUCUGUAAGCAGAGAAAGCAGGUGCACAGUGGUAACAAUGAUAAGUACACGUUGCUCUAAAUA
Vidua macroura (Pin-tailed whydah) is the source of this 3463-nucleotide messenger RNA. RefSeq names its product neurotrypsin-like. Gene Ontology annotation, molecular function: serine-type endopeptidase activity. The record is from RefSeq and is a predicted model, not a curated record. The transcript has 16 exons. Gene Ontology annotation, biological process: proteolysis. Gene Ontology annotation, cellular component: membrane. Bases 754 to 3222 code for a protein of 822 amino acids. Lineage: Eukaryota; Metazoa; Chordata; Aves; Passeriformes; Viduidae.